UCAAUCGUUUCGUCGAAUACUUAGGUCAGUCAGACACGUUUCCUAGGCCUAAAUUUUCAUGUUGGUUUCAAAGUAUAUUUUAAUUUGGGGACGGAAGCAAAGAGAGUUCAUUCAAGUUAACCUUUUCGGACUACUUUCUGUUGUCUCACUUCAUAAAUAUUAAACAAGUUUGCUUAACUUGGAAUUAGUACAUAGUCAUGUAUGUUAAUCAACUUGACUCACUGUCAUGAGGUUGGUAGUUUUUACAGGGUCAGAGUUUUCACGCCAUUUUUUCUUGAAUAUUCAACAGGCCAACACAGCUAUUCAUAUUAUACAUGUAUAUUAUUUCACUAGAGUUAGUUAAUCGUGCCCUUAAUCCGAGUUAGUUCGUCUUAGGUUAUAGUUUAGGAUUUGUUUAGUGUUGUUUGUGAUUGAUUUUCGUCUUAGGUUAUGUUUCGGAUUUGUUUAGUAUUGUUUGUGAAUGAUUGCAUAAAGUCGUACGUUGAACACGGAUAUUCAAAGAUUGCAUGUUGUGUAAGGAACUUUUGCAAUUAUAUAGCCCAGGAUUCUUUUAAUAACCGAGAGUAUGAGCCUUGCACAUGAGCAUGACAGACCUUAUCUGGAAUAUGCGAAGGAGACAACUUCUCUCUGAGACACUUUGAGGACCACAUUCUUGGGGCGUCUUGUAGAACUUUUUGGUGGCAUAUUGAUUGUAUUGGAUUUAACUCAGACUCUUAGUUCCUUGUCUUUUGCUGGUGCAAAAUGGCUACAAAUACCACAGUUGCAAAUGCAUGUCCAGCACCGAUGCAAGCAACAUCUAAUGGGGUCUUUCAGGGUGAUAAUCCUCUGGAUUUUGCUCUCCCUCUUGCCAUCUUACAGAUAUGCCUUGUGGUUGCACUUACACGGAUUCUUGCUUAUCUUCUUCGACCACUAAGACAGCCUCGUGUGAUUGCUGAGAUUGUGGGCGGAAUAUUACUUGGCCCUUCAGCUCUUGGUCGCAACAAAGACUAUCUCGAAGCAAUAUUUCCAAACAGAAGUCUCACAGUGUUGGAUACUUUAGCCAAUCUUGGUCUUCUCUUCUUUCUGUUCCUAGUGGGCUUGGAGUUGGAUCCUAAGUCCCUCCGCCGCACUGGAAAGAAGGCUCUAUGCAUUGCACUUGCAGGAAUUACCCUACCUUUUGUUUUAGGAAUUGGUACAUCAUUUGCCCUCAAGGGAACUAUUUCUAAAGGUGUAGAUGGACCACCAUUUCUUGUUUUCAUGGGAGUGGCUCUUUCUAUAACUGCCUUCCCUGUUUUGGCUCGUAUUUUGGCUGAGCUCAAGCUUUUAACUACUGAUAUUGGCCGAAUGGCCAUGUCAGCAGCAGCGGUCAAUGAUGUGGCUGCGUGGAUUCUUCUUGCUCUUGCCAUUUCCCUCUCCAGCACUGGCCGUUCUCCCCUGGUUUCGCUAUGGGUUCUCUUGUGCGGGUGUGCUUUUGUCCUCAGUUGUGUAUUUUUUAUUCGACCAAUCUUUAAAUGGAUGGCACAGCGCUGUCCCGAGGGUGAACCAGUAGACGAAUUGUAUGUAUGUGCUACUUUAGUUGCAGUUUUGGCAGCUGGGUUUGUCACUGAUACUAUUGGAAUUCAUGCCCUAUUUGGAGCAUUUGUGCUCGGAAUUAUUGUCCCAAAGGAAGGGCCAUUUGCAGGCGCUCUUGUUGAAAAAGUUGAGGAUCUCGUAUCUGGUCUGUUCCUCCCAUUGUAUUUUGUCUCGAGUGGAUUGAAGACUGAUAUAGCUACAAUUCGUGGAGCUCAGUCAUGGGGCCUCCUCGUUUUGGUCAUUUCAACAGCCUGUUUUGGGAAGAUCAUUGGCACAGUAGCUGUUUCCCUCCUCUGCCGAGUGCCGUUUCAAGAGGCUUUGGCACUCGGGUUCCUCAUGAAUACUAAAGGGUUGGUGGAGCUUAUUGUCCUUAACAUCGGUAAAGACAGAAAGGUUUUGAAUGAUCAAACAUUUGCUAUCAUGGUUCUCAUGGCUAUCUUUACAACCUUCGUUACGACGCCUGUAGUAAUGGCAGUAUACAAGCCAGCUAAAAGAAAGAGUAUAUCUGAUUACAAGUACAGAACUAUUGAAAGGAAAGAUCCAAACACUGAGCUCCGGGUUUUGAUCUGUUUCCACGGUACAAGGAACCUCCCCACAAUGAUUAAUCUCAUCGAGGCUUCUCGUGGGACUGAAAAGAAGGAACGUCUUUGUGUCUAUGCAAUGCAUCUUAUGGAGCUUAACGAGAGAUCUUCUGCAAUUCUGAUGGUUCACAAGGCAAGAAGAAAUGGUCUACCCUUUUGGAACAAGGUGAAGGAUUCAGAUAAUAAUCAAGUAGUUGUGGCUUUUGAAACGUUUGAGCAGCUGAGUCGAGUGGCUAUCCGUCCAAUGACAGCAAUCUCUUCCGUUUCUAGCAUGCAUGAGGACAUCUGUGCAAUGGCUGAAAGGAAAGGGGCAUCAAUUAUUAUUCUCCCAUUCCACAAGCACCAGAGGUUGGAUGGAGUAUUGGAGACAACUCGAACUGAAUACAGAGGGGUCAAUCGUAGGGUUCUUGAGCAUGCUCCAUGCUCAGUUGGGAUCAUGGUGGACCGUGGCCUUGGUGGAAGCACCCAUGUAUCUGCCAGCAAUGUUUCUUCAAGCAUAGUUGUCCUAUUCUUCGGGGGUAGUGAUGAUCGUGAGGCCCUUGCUUAUGGAAUGCGAAUGGCUGAGCACCCGGGUAACAGUUUAACUGUCGUCCACUUCUUAGCAAGUCCUGAACUUCAGGGGGAAAUAGUCCAAGUGGAUAUAAACGAGGGCUCCAACACUACAGCAGGGUCAGCGACUGAGAUGUUUCUCGCUGAAUUGAAGCAGAAGAUUUCAAAUAACAGCUCAAUCAAAUAUGAGGAGAGGGCAGUGAGAAAUGCUGCAGAAACUACUGAUUUGAUUCGUGAGUUUAACCGAUGCAAUCUAUUUCUGGUUGGUCGAAGGCCUCAUGGUCAAGUAGCUGCUGCCUUGAAUCUGAAGGGAGACUGUCCGGAGCUGGGGCCUGUAGGUAUCUUGUUAACCUCUCCGGAUUUCACAACUACAGCAUCGGUCUUGGUUAUGCAGCAGUAUCAUGGGCUGGAAGUAGUUCAAGGUUCAGUUGGUUUGUCGAAGGUAGUUGUGUUGCCCAAGGACGAAGAUUCAGAAACCGGCUGAUCAGCUCUCCCUAGCCUGUGUUGGUUUCACUGUACAGAUGGUGAUGAAAAGUAUGGUUAGAUAAAUGUCUCUCUUUCCCUCCAUUUAAACUGCUUGUUUAUGAAAGGUCAUAAUUUUUAGUUGUCAAUUGUCAUAGCUUAUACUUAUGUAUGGAUGGAUCUAUCACCUGUAUAGAUCAUACCUAAU
This is a messenger RNA of Pyrus x bretschneideri (Chinese white pear), 3351 nucleotides long. RefSeq names its product cation/H(+) antiporter 18-like. Gene Ontology annotation, biological process: proton transmembrane transport; regulation of pH. Gene Ontology annotation, molecular function: antiporter activity. The transcript has 4 exons. Gene Ontology annotation, cellular component: membrane; endomembrane system. The coding region runs from base 742 to 3165 and encodes 807 amino acids. The record is from RefSeq and is a predicted model, not a curated record. NCBI's taxonomy places the organism in Eukaryota, Viridiplantae, Streptophyta, Magnoliopsida, Rosales, Rosaceae.